AUGGCGGUGAGCGGUGGAGGAGACGAGAUGCUGAGGGAGUCGUUGCUGGCUGCCGGCAACGGCAACGGGAACGGGAGCUUCAGCAAGGGCGAGGAGGACCUGGAGGAGAUCCGGAGCGUGGGGUCGUUCCUGCGUCACGCGGCGGCGGAGAACCGGAAGCUCUGGUACCUGGCGGGCCCCGCCAUCUUCACGUCCAUCGCGCAGUACUCGCUCGGCGCCAUCACCCUCGUCUUCGCCGGCCACCUCACCACGCUCGAGCUCGACGCCUUCUCCACCGAGAACAACGUCAUCGCCGGCCUCGCCCUCGGCAUCACGCUGGGGAUGGGGAGCGCGCUGGAGACGCUGUGCGGGCAGGCGUACGGCGCGAAGCAGCUGCACAUGCUGGGCGUGUACCUGCAGCGGUCGUGGAUCAUCCUCAACGCCAUGGCCGUGCUCAUGCUCCCGCUCUACCUCUUCGCCACCCCGAUCCUGCGCCUCUUCCACCAGGACGCCGAGAUCGCCGACCUCGCGGGCCGCCUCGCGCUCUACAUGAUCCCGCAGCUCUUCGCCUACGCCUUCAACUUCCCCAUCCAGAAGUUCCUGCAGGCGCAGAGCAAGGUGAUGGCCAUGGCGGCCGUGUCGGCGGUCGCGCUGGUGUUCCACGUCGCGCUCAGCUGGGUCCUCGUCGGGCCCAUGCGGAUGGGGCUCGUCGGCCUCGCCGUCGCGCUCAACGCGUCCUGGUGGCUCGUCGUGCUGGGCCAGCUCGCCUACAUCCUCAUGGGCUACUGCCCCGGCGCCUGGAACGGAUUCGACUGGCUCGCCUUCUCCGACCUCUUCGGCUUCGCGCGCCUCUCCCUCGGCUCCGCCGUCAUGCUCUGCCUGGAGUUCUGGUUCUACAUGUUCCUGAUCGUCAUCGUCGGCAACCUAGAGAACGCUCAGGUGGCCGUUGCCGCAGUCUCCAUCUGCACGAACCUGUUCGGGUGGCAGAUCAUGGUGUUCUUCGGAUUCAACGCGGCCAUCAGCGUGCGGGUGUCGAACGAGUUGGGUGCCGGGCGUCCCCGCGCGGCCAAGUUGGCGAUCCUGGUGGUGCUCAUGUCGUCGGUGGCCAUCGGGCUGGCCUUCUUCAUCCUCAUCCUGGCCUUCCGCGACGUGUACGGCGCGCCGUUCACGGAGAGCCCCGAGGUGGUGCGCGCCGUGGCCAGCCUCGGCGUCGUCUUCGCCUUCUCGCUGCUGCUCAACAGCGUGCAGCCGGUGCUGUCGGGCGUCGCCGUCGGCGCCGGCUGGCAGUGGCUGGUGGCGUACGUCAACCUCGGCUGCUACUACCUCGUCGGCAUCCCCGUCGGGUACAUGAUCGCCUUCCCGCUGCGCGGCGGGGUGCAGGGGAUGUGGGGCGGCAUGCUCACGGGGGUCGGCCUGCAGACGCUCAUCCUGGUCGCCAUCACGCUGCGCACCAACUGGGACAAGGAGGCCAGCGAGGCGCACUCCAGGAUACAGAAAUGGGGUGGAUCGUCGUCAGCGGCGGCGGCCAAUGUUUCAGAUGAGUGA
Messenger RNA from Miscanthus lutarioriparius, 1524 nucleotides. The record is from the annotation of a GenBank genome assembly. Lineage: Eukaryota; Viridiplantae; Streptophyta; Magnoliopsida; Poales; Poaceae.